Molecule: messenger RNA, 3804 nt
Organism: Tripterygium wilfordii
Lineage: Eukaryota; Viridiplantae; Streptophyta; Magnoliopsida; Celastrales; Celastraceae
Product: phytosulfokine receptor 1
Exons: 1
Coding region: 442-3492 (1016 amino acids)
Biological process (GO): protein phosphorylation
Molecular function (GO): receptor serine/threonine kinase binding; ATP binding; protein kinase activity
Source: RefSeq, a predicted model, not a curated record
GCCUCAACUGAAAAAUUAUCACCCUCUCUCUCCCUUUACGGGUACAUUUGGAAGAUUGAAGGAGACAGAAGAAGCAACCCUAAUCUGUCCGGGUGUUGAAGUCAAAGCCAAACCCACUAUUUCCUUGUUACUAUUUAAUUUCUUUCUUCAUUUUCUCUAUUUGACAGCUCGGCCUCUGUGUUUGGCUUUCUUUUUCUGCUUUUCCUUUUGUGCUUGGUCCAUUAUUCUCUUCUUCUUCUUCUUCUUUCGUUUACAAUUUAUACCCAAGAACCCAUCAUUCUUUCUCUGCUUUAUUUCUGCUGCUUUGCUUUGUUUCUCAGCAAAAAUGCUUGAAACCACGAAAACCUUGAUUGGUUUAUCUGGUUCUUGAUUGUACACGUAGUCCUCUCUGUGUCUUUCUCAAUUGAUUGAUUGUCUCGGCCUGUUUCAUUGCUCGCUGAUAUGGGUUUUCAGGAAUUGUGGGUGUACGUCAUUGUUGUUGGGCUCUGCUUGCAAGCUCAGGUGCUCAGUGCGCAGAACCUGACAUGCAAUUUGGUGGAUUUGAAGGCAUUGAAUGAUUUCUUGAGUGCUCUCGAAUCAGGGAUUGAUGGGUGGGGCUCCAAUUCUUCGACUGAUUGCUGUAACUGGGUAGGUGUUUCUUGCAACUCUUCCUCUUCUCUUGGUUUAAGCAACGAUCCUGUUGAUUAUAGAGUAACGAAAUUGGAACUCUUCAAGAAAAGAUUAACAGGAAAACUCAGUGAAUCGUUAGGAAAAUUGGAUCAGCUUAGAAUCCUGAAUCUCUCUCAAAAUUAUCUCAAGGAGUCACUGCCACAAUCCUUGUUUCAUUUGCCUAAGCUAAAGUUCCUAGACUUGAGCUCUAAUGACCUCUCUGGUCCUUUUCCACAAAGCAUAAACCUUCCUUCACUUGAACAACUUGACAUCUCUGAUAAUUCUCUUGAUGGGCUCCUUCCCACUCGAAUUUGUGAAAAUUCUAGUCGAAUCGAGGUUAUUCGUUUGGCAGUGAACAGCCUCUCUGGGGAAAUUUUACCUGGACUUGGGAGUUGUAGUGCCCUAGAGCACCUGUGUCUUGGUGUGAAUAAUCUCACUGGUGGGAUUAGUGAAGAUAUAUUUCAGAUUCAGAAACUGAAGGUACUGAAUAUCCAAGAUAACAUGUUUUAUGGGAAGCUAAGCUCUGGAAUUGGUAACCUCUCUAACCUUGUUUUCUUAGGCAUUUCAUCAAACAGGUUUUCGGGUACGAUCCCGGAUGUUUUCUAUGGCUUGUCAAAGUUUCAGGAAUUUGUAGCUCAUUCAAAUAAGUUUAAGGGGACCAUACCUCGUUCAUUGUCAAAUUCCCCGUCGCUGAAUUUGCUUAAUUUGAGGAAUAAUUCCUUGGUUGGUUCUAUUGAUGUUAAUUGCUCGGCGAUGAUUAAUUUGACAUCUCUUGAUUUGGGUUCCAAUAAUCUUAGUGGGCCGGUGCCUGGUUAUCUUCCCUUAUGUAGAAAAUUGGAAAAAAUUAAUUUUGCCCGGAACAGUCUCAUUGGUCAAAUCCCUGAAAGCUUCAAGAACUUUGAUAGCCUCUCUUACCUUUCCCUCACAAAUGUCAACAUAUCUAAUAUCUCCUCUGCCCUUCAAAUCCUACAAAACUGCAAGAACUUAGAUACUCUUGUACUCACUACAAACUUUCCUGGGGAAGCAAUGCCGGCUGAUCCUGACAUACGUUUUGAGAAGUUGAAAGUUCUUGUUAUUGCCAAUUGUAGACUCACAGGUUCAUUGCCGCAGUGGUUGAGUGGGUGCGCCAAAUUGCAGUUGUUGGAUUUAUCAUGGAACCAUUUGGGUGGAAUGAUUCCGGGAUGGUUUGGAAAAUUUGAGGAUCUCUUUUACUUGGACUUAUCAAACAAUUCUUUUACUGGAGAGAUUCCAAGAAAUUUAACUGGGAUGCCUAGCCUCAUCAGCAGGAAUUUCUCGUUGCAGGGGCCUUCCUGGGAUUUCCCUUUUUUCAUGAGGAGGAGUGAUAGUGGGGCGUUGCAGUAUAAUCAGGUUGAUAGCUUUCCACCAACUCUGGAUCUCAGUUAUAACUCUCUUACUGGACCAAUCUGGAAAGAAUUUGGAGAACUGAAAAAGCUGCAUGUUUUGAAUUUGAGGAGGAAUAAUUUAUCCGGAAUGAUACCUAGCGAAUUAUCAGGGAUGACGAGCUUGGAGACUUUGGAUUUAGCUCUUAAUAAUCUUUCAGGUAAUAUUCCUUAUUCCUUGGUGAAUCUCACUUUUCUGUCAAAAUUUGAUGUUGCCGACAAUCAACUCGACGGAAAGAUCCCCACAGGAGGUCAGUUUGCAACAUUCCCAAAUUCAAGCUUUGAGGGAAACGAUCUCUGUGGUGACCAUGGUGCCCCUCCAUGUCCAGAGAAGACCUCGAUAGAGAAGAAGCAUAGAAAAAACAGUAACGUUAUUGUUGGAAUGGCUGUUGGGGUAGUAUUUGGGAUAGCAUUUGUGUUUGCUCUUCUCGUUGUUAUUGUUUUGAGGACUCAUCGACGAGGUGAGGUUGAUCCAGAGAAAGAAGAGACUAGCACCAAUGGUAAAGAUUUGGAAGAACUUGGGUCAAGAUUAGUGAUUUUGUUCCAGAAUAAGGAGAACUGCAAAGAGCUCUCCCUUGACGACCUACUGAAAUCUACCAACAACUUUGAUCAAGGUAAUAUCAUAGGAUGUGGAGGUUUCGGUUUAGUUUAUAAAGCCACCCUGCCUGAUGGUAGGAAGGUUGCAAUUAAGCGGCUCUCUGGUGACUGUGGUCAGAUGGACAGAGAAUUUCAAGCUGAAGUUGAAGCGCUAUCCAGAGCUCAGCAUCCCAAUCUUGUCCAUCUUCAAGGUUAUUGCAUGUACAAAAAUGACAGGCUCUUAAUCUACUCAUACAUGGAGAACAGUAGUUUAGAUUACUGGUUACAUGAAAAGCUCGAUGGGCCAUCCUCACUGGAUUGGGAUACGAGGCUUCGAAUUGCUCAAGGUGCAGCAAGGGGGCUUGCUUAUUUGCACCAAUCGUGUGAACCCCACAUCCUUCACCGAGAUAUAAAGUCCAGUAACAUACUUCUAGAUGAGAAUUUUGAUGCGCAUUUAGCAGAUUUUGGUCUUGCAAGGCUUAUAUUGCCCUAUGAUACUCAUGUGACUACUGAUCUUGUUGGGACAUUGGGCUACAUCCCUCCUGAGUAUGGCCAAGCCUCGGUUGCUACUUACAAAGGAGAUGUGUAUAGUUUCGGGGUUGUUCUUUUAGAGCUCCUUACUGGAAAGAGGCCCAUGGAUAUGUGCAAGCCGAGAGGAUCACGAGAUUUGAUCUCUUGGGCGAUUCAAAUGAAGAAGGAUCAUAGAGAGAAUGAAGUUUUUGAUCCAUUCAUUUAUGGCAAGCAGCAUGAAAAGGAAAUGAUACUGGUUCUUGAGAUUGCAUGUCUGUGCCUGAGUGAAUCUCCUAAAGGGAGGCCUUCGACUCAGCAGGUAGUUUCUUGGCUUGAUAGCAUUGUCAUCAGCACAUAAUUCCUACAUUAAUUGUGUAACUGCGGAUUGUAUAGCUAGAUAUAUUUCUCCUAUAGCUGUAACUGAGAAGUUUCAUUUCCUCAUAUAAGUGGUCUUUUGAAUAUGAGAUCUGUGAUCGUACUGUAAAUAUUUACUUGGAUGCUUGUUGCAGCAGAAUUUGCACCUCUCCGAGGUGGAGAGAGGAAUCUGACCAACGCAACAAAUUCUGGGUUAUCUUAGACAUUGCAAGUCUUUGUACUCAACUUUAGCUUGUUACAAUACUGUUCUCUCAGGAAUAUGCAAAAUAAAAGUUCUGGAUUUUUUGCUCUGGUA